Molecule: messenger RNA, 3310 nt
Organism: Theobroma umbraticum
Lineage: Eukaryota; Viridiplantae; Streptophyta; Magnoliopsida; Malvales; Malvaceae
Biological process (GO): protein phosphorylation
Molecular function (GO): ATP binding; receptor serine/threonine kinase binding; protein kinase activity
Source: RefSeq, a predicted model, not a curated record
AUUCCGGUUUGUGCCUUCCACGAGCAGAACUAAAGAAUCAAACUUGCCCACACAACCAAAAUGUUUACAUUAUCCGCCCCUGCAUUUCCUUCUUUCUACUUCAAGUUUCUCCUGCUUGCUCUCUUCCUUACCCACGUAAGCCCUCAACUGCAUGACGAACCAGAACAAGCUCUCUUAAUUAAAAUAAAGACAUACUGGCAGAACCCACCAUCCAUCAACCAUUGGGCCCCAUCACCAAACUCAUCCUCACAUUGUAGCUGGCCUGAAAUCACCUGCCUCAACGACUCAGUUACCGGGUUAACCCUUGCCAACAAAGGCAUCAAUGAAAUAAUCCCACCUUUCAUUUGUGACCUUAAGAACCUUACAUCCAUUGAUCUUCACUACAACAACCUCAUAGGUAAAUUUCCAAAAACUUUGUACAAUUGUUCCAAACUUGAGUACCUGGAUCUCUCUGAAAACUACUUUGAUGGCACAAUCCCUGAUGACAUUGACAGCUUAGGUCAGCUCCAGAACUUGAACCUUAUGGGUAAUAAUUUUUCUGGUCAAAUUCCGGUGGCCAUUGGACGGUUACAGGACCUAAGGAGUCUUCAGCUCUGUUCCAACCAGUUCAAUGGUUCUUUCCCGCCAGAAAUUGGUAACUUGUCUAAACUUGAAUUUUUGGGAUUGGCAUAUAAUACGAAAUUCCAGCCAUCCAAGUUACCUCCCACUUUCAAACAAUUGAAGAAGCUGAAGACAUUAUGGAUGACAAAAGCAAGUUUAGUUGGUGAAAUCCCCGAUAUGAUUGGAGAUAUGACAGCUCUCGAGGUGCUGGAUUUAUCUAUCAAUAAACUAACGGGAAACAUCCCAAGUGCUUUGUUCUUGCUAAAGAACUUGGAGGGAGUAUAUCUUUUCGACAACAAAUUAUCUGGAGAGAUUCCUCAAGUAAUUAAAGCUUCGAAUCUGAGGGUGAUCGAUCUCUCUCAAAAUAACCUGACUGGAAGAAUCCCGAGUGAUAUUGGGAAACUAGAAAAUGUAACAGGUUUAGUUCUCUUUUUUAAUCAACUGUCAGGUGAAAUUCCAGAAAGCAUUGGACGAAUCUCAACACUAACAGACGUUAGACUGUUCAGCAACAAUCUAUCGAGCACUCUGCCUCCAGAUUUCGGUCGAUAUUCAAUGCUCGAGUAUUUCGAGGUUGCUUCUAACAGGCUUACAGGGAGGUUGCCUGAACAUUUAUGCCACGGAGGGAAGCUGCUAGGACUUGUAGCCUUUGAUAACAAUCUAGCUGGAGAAUUGCCAAAAUCACUUGGUAAUUGUAAUAGCUUGAUAAUGGUCAACAUUCGCAACAAUGGUCUUACUGGGAGCAUUCCUAGUGGUCUAUGGACAUCGUUGAACUUGUCAAUGUUGAUGAUAAGCGAUAACCUUUUUACAGGUGAGCUUCCCAAAAAAGUGUCACAUAAUCUUUCUCGACUCGAGAUUAGUAACAACAAGUUUUUUGGACAAAUUCCCGCUGAGGUGAAUUCAUGGAAAAGCCUGGUUGUCUUUAAGGCUAGUAAUAACCUCUUGAAUAGUACAAUUCCCAGAGCAUUGACAGCUCUUCCCUUUCUUACUACUCUUUUGCUUGAUCAAAACCAACUCCACGGCUUCCUUCCAUCACCUAUAAUCUCAUGGAGGUCACUCGUCGCUCUAAACCUUGGUCAAAAUCAACUUUCUGGCCAAAUUCCAGAGGAUAUUUGUGCCCUACCAAGCCUUCUUGAGUUAGACUUGUCCAAAAACCAAUUUUCCGGCCAAAUUCCUCCUAAACUUGGCCUUCUGAGGCUUACUUCCCUCAACCUUUCGUCCAAUCUUUUCAUCGGUAAUAUCCCAAAACAGUUUGAAAAUGCUGCAUAUUCCAAUAGUUUCCUUCACAAUCCUGGUCUCUGUGCCAGUUCUCAGUACAUAAACCUCGAGAACUGCAGUUCACCUAAAAAAUCUAGCAUAAUUGCCCCGCAAAAUCCUACUAGGAUUUGCGGUAUUGUGAUAGGAAUAUUUGUAUUGAUUUCGGCAUUUUCAUUCUUCGUGAUUAAGUAUUAUUGGAAGAAAGAGCGUGUAUCGGAUCCAGAAUUGAAGCUCACCUUCUACCAAAACUUCAAUUUUACAGAAUCAGACAUUUUGUCAAGAUUGAUAGAAGGAAACAAGAUUGGAAGUGGAGGAUCGGGAAAUGUGUAUCGCGUUGAGUUGACUUGUUCUGACAAUGUUAACAAACAUGCCAACGUUGUUGCUGCUAAAGUCAUUAAGAAUGACCGAAAGUCGAGGCCUUUACUUGAAAAGCAAUUUCGGGCUGAAGUCGAGAUAUUGGGUAAAAUUAGACAUUUGAACAUAGUGAAAUUGAUAUGUUGCAUUUCAAGUGACACUUCAAAAGUUCUAGUCUACGAGUAUUUGGAAAAUCGUAGCUUAGACCUAUGGCUCCAUAAGCAUCGGGCAACAACUCUUUCCUGUUCAACACAUAAUUUUAUCUUGGAUUGGCCUAAGAGGUUACAAAUUGCAAUUCAGGCUGCCCAAGGACUCUGCUACAUGCACCAUUAUUGUUCAGCACCCAUUAUUCAUCGAGAUGUGAAGUCAAGCAACAUUUUAUUAGAUUCUGAGUUCAAUGCUAAAAUUGCUGAUUUUGGUCUUGCUAAGAUGUCAAUCAAGCGAGGAGAAGAACCUAUAACUGUUUCUGGCGUGGCUGGCUCGGUUGGCUACAUAGCUCCUGAAUAUGCUCGAACAACAAGAAUAGAUGAGAAGAUUGAUGUAUAUAGCUUUGGAGUCAUUCUUUUGGAGCUAACAACUGGAAGAGAAGCGCACAAUGGAGAUAAGAACAGAUCGCUUGCAGAGUGGGCUCAGCAUUACUUUCAAGAUAACAACUCAAUAGUGGAUGCAUUAGAUGAGGAGAUCAAGGAAGCUUGUUAUUUAGAUCAAGUGUGCAAUGUCUUUAAAGUUGGAAUCCAUUGUACUAGAACUUCACCAUCAAGAAGACCUUGCAUGAGGAAAGUUUUGCAAAUGCUACAGAAAAGCAGUCAUUCUCAUAUUAUUGAGGACAAGAAUGAAAAUAGAUGGGACAAUAAUGUGUUGAAGUAGGACUUGCAUUGAAAACCACAUCAAUGCAAGCUAUUGACCAUAGGUUCGUAUGUGGUUAUUUUGUAUUAAGAUAGCUAGAUUCCUAUCAUAUUAUGAUAGCUAUGCAUCUUGUGGAUGACUUGCGUAAUAAUUAGCAUGUAUUUUGUGCCUAGCUUAUGAACGGAACUUGCUAGUUAAGUUCUGCUAUGUAUUAAAACUAAUUCAAUGCAUAUCAGAACAUUAAGCUUUUGUUGUU